AUGGGAGGUGGGAAGGACAAGCAUGAUGAAUCUGAUAAAGGAAUUUUUUCACACCUUGCUCAUGGGGUAGCUGGUGGACAUGGGUACCCACCUGGGGGUUACCCACCUGCACCUGGGGCAUACCCUCCACAUCAAGGGUACCCUCCACAACAAGGCUAUCCUCCAGCAGGUUACCCUCCUGGUGCCUACCCUCCAGCAGGCUACCCUCCUUCUGGUUACCCACCAGCUGGUUAUCCUGGGUCAUCUGCUCCACAUGAUCCAGGGCACCAUGGGCACCAUGGGCACGGUGGAGCAAUGCUUGCUGGUGGUGCUGUCGCGGCUGCUGCUGCUUAUGGUUCUCACCAUCUCUCUCAUGGCUCCCAUGGCCACUAUGCACAUGGUGCUCACAUGCCCCAUGGCAAAUUCAAGCAGCAUGGACACGGCAAAUUCAAGCAUGGAAAACAUGGUAAGUUCAAGCAUGGAAAACAUGGCAAGCAUGGAAAGUUUGGCAAGCAUGGUGGUGGGUUCAAGAAGUGGAAGUGA
This is a messenger RNA of Sphenostylis stenocarpa, 522 nucleotides long. The record is from the annotation of a GenBank genome assembly. NCBI's taxonomy places the organism in Eukaryota, Viridiplantae, Streptophyta, Magnoliopsida, Fabales, Fabaceae.